CAGAAAAUGAUAUUUGUUUGUCUUGGUUUUGAGUAAGAAAACGAAUGGCUUGUAGAGGUGGCAAUGUAAUGUAAUCCCUCUACCCCUCCCUGUUCGUCUCUCCCUGUCUCCCCCUCUCUCCCCAAUCGUUUUAGCUUAGCUCUGAAAAUUAAAAUAAAUUAACAUAGAAGGCCAGUGUGUGUUUGUUCAUCUCUGGCAGUUAAGCUGCUCCUUUCUUCCUCACCCACCCCUUCCUUCCUUCCUUCCUUCAUGCAUUCAUUCAUUCAUUCAAUCUGAACACAUAACUACCAAUACUAAUACUGCUGCUGUAUCAGUUAGUAGUGGAGGAGAAUCUUUAAUUUGAGUGAGUGAGAGGAGAAAACAAGAAUAAUACUAAUAAUAAUAAGAAGAAGAAUGCCUUUGGUUCGGUUUGAAGUGAGAAAUGAGUUGAGGUUAGGACAGGGUGAGCUGUGCAGAGAAGCAAACCGCGAAGAAGAUCCAAAAGCCGUGCUUGAUGCUGUUGCUGCUGCUGCUUUGGUUGGGAUCUUGCGUCAACUAGGCGAUCUUGCCGAAUUUGCAGCAGAGGUUUUCCAUGGCUUACAAGAGCAAGUGAUGUCUACAGCUUCUAGAAGUCAUAAAUUGAUGGUUCGUGUGCAAAACAUUGAAGCUGCGCUCCCUCCUCCUGAAAAGGUGGUGCUUUCCCAAACAAGUCAUAUACAUUUUGCGUACACAGCAGGUUCUGAGUGGCACCCUUGUAUUCAAAAUGAACAAAAUCAUUUAAUCUACAAUGACCUGCCACGAUUCAUUAUGGAUUCCUAUGAAGAAUGUCGUGAUCCUCCACGUUUGCACUUGCUCGACAAAUUUGACACUGGUGGGCCAGGGUCUUGUUUAAAGAGAUAUUCAGAUCCGACCUUCUUUAGGAGAGCAUCUAGUAAUGCCACUGAACCAGAUGCUGUGAAAGUUCCAAAAGAUAAGAGAGCUAGGGAAACCAAGAAAAAACGUUCAUCACAAAGGAACAGAGACUCAGCCAAUCAUGCAUCAAUGUCAAAUCAUAGUGGCAGAAUGCAGUUUACUACUCCAACUAUUAAUGGACAGACCACUCCUUCUCAUAUGGCCUCUACAACUGACAUGACAUUAAAAUAUGACGCGGGUGAUCCUUCAAAUUCUUUUGAUUCAAGAACUGGUUCAGGGUAUGUUGAAUGUGUGUUCCAACUAAAUUCCCCAGUGCGAGCUGAAGAAGAUGGACUGAAUGAAUUCUCUUCAAGUUUCAUGAAGCGCAAUGAUGUUCGUGGUUCAGUUUUUCCCGACGGACAACCCAACAUUGCAGAUAACAAUUUUCAUCACACUUCUUCACCAGAGCAGAUUGCUGCCCUUAGUUCUUCCUGUGUUACUUGGGAUGAAAAGGCAGAAAUAGUAGAGUCUAGAGGUCAACAUGGCGAUGAAGUUUCAGAAAUGCAUGCUGCAGAGUCUGACCUAGAUACACAGGAUGGAUUGACUGCCAAUCUCAAAAAUCCUAUUCCUCAAAAUAUUGUUCUUGAUUAUGCAAAUGCUCCAAAAUCAAGCUCUAGUAACAGCCAGCUCAAUGAGGUUGAAAGCGAACCAGAUGAUUUCAUGGAUGCAUUGAAUACCAUUGAGUCGGAAUCUGAAAAUGAUAGUGAUUGCCAAACAAAACAUGAAGUUGAGCAAUUUUCCUCCAAUAUUGACAAUGAAGUAGAGGAGACAAUACACAAGGUAACAGCACAUAUUUCCGACCAUCAUCCAUCUGAAUAUGAAUCCCGUACCUUAUCCGCUUCCUCAAAUGAAAACAUUCCCUGUGAAUCACCCAACUCAGUUUCCUCAAAGAGUUUUGCCCGUGAACAGGAAUAUCAUAUUUCUGAAAACUCUUCCAAGUUAGACAGUUCAUCAGGCAUCAAAUUUUCUACAAGUGCUGAUCCCAUAGAUAAUUCAAAAGUAGAAUUUGUUAGUGAUCCAUCAUCUUCUGUCUCUGCAACUUCAAUUUUAGAUGUACAAGAACCAUUGAGCAAUAAAUCCAUAAGAAGUUCCAGCAGGUCUCAAGAAUCCCAGGCUGAUUUUUCCAGUGUUCUUUCUACGACAUUCUGGACAAAUGGUGGCCUUUUAGGACUUGAGCCUUCAAAGCCUCCAGAUUUUGCUGUAUCAAAUGCCAUGAGUCCAGAUUAUGUGACCAGAAGUGAAGGUGAGGCAGGGCUGCCUCCAAAUCACACUUCCAUGUCAAGCAAUGAUGGAGGAGCACCUGGAAGAUUGAUCAAGGAUGCAGGAAACAUGGAACGGGUUCCAAGUUCCAAAGGCUCCUCAUCCUUGCAGGAGGAUCAAGGGACCAAAGUAGAAAAACCUGGUGAUUUUCAUCAUGGAAAUAAAUAUAGUCAUAGCUAUGAGGAUGGACAGAAAAUUACCACUGCAGUAACACCAGGAAAUGAGUCGCAGCAUGAUUCAGACUCCAAAGUGACGUAUAUUGAGUCCAGUCAAGAUAAUGAUGAAAAUUCAUCACAAAGGCAUGGAUUUGGACAUAGGUUACUUGUUAAUGGUUUUAGUGGAAAGAUGUCACUGGUCCAUGAUGGUGAAUGUGAACCAACUAGGUUACUGAGAACUAGGACAUUAGAGCAGCAGAGCUGGCAAAAUGAAGUUACACAUCAAGCAACUCCAGAGAAAGCAUACAAUGAGCAGUUUGGAAGUAAAUAUUGUAUUGAUUCACUUAUGUCUUCACCACCAUUGGAACAUAUGAAAAUAUCUUUCCACCCUAUUGAUGGCUUUGAGGAUUCUAAACUGAAACUGAAGUUUCCUGAUGGGAACCAUGGUAAUGAAAGCAUUAGAGACAUGUUUCCAUCAUUUCAAUUGAUUCCGGAGACUCCUAUUCCACCGCGCCAUGUGGGUUCUGAAUCUGAUGAUGAUACGUUCUGUAGAUCAUCUCCUUAUAUGUCUGAUGAUUGUCUUGACCAUGACUCUGAAUCACAUUCUGAGCAAUGGGAAUCUGACGAGUCUCCUGAAAGCAAGGACCAUGAGCUGCAUGAUGCUUCACGCAGAAUAUUUCCAGGUGAAUCUUUUCCAAGCUCACCGCAGCCUGGGGAAGCUGGCAAUAAUGGUAUUUGCGUUGACAGGGGACUUCCAGGCAUGUAUACUGAGAAUGGUGCAGAUCCGUAUCUAUCUGCUUCAUUGGAUCUGCCAUGUUUUGAUGCCAUGAACCCUGUAGUGAAUGGAAAAACAAAGGAUAAUUUAGUUCAAACAAAUCAAAUAGAGUUGGAGCAUCUUAACAAUUCCACUCCAUUGCCACCACCUCUUCCUCCAGUUCAAUGGAGAGUUUCAAAGCCCCACUCUGAUAUAUCAGAAGGCAAACAACAUUCUCUAUCCAAAGCUCAUGAACAUGCAUUUGAUAUAAAACCUUCAGAAUCUACUGUGCCCCAGCAACCUAAGCCUGCCCCAGCUGUUGAACAGAAAAUGAAAGGGGAUACUAUUGCAUUUAAACCUAAAAGCAAGCAACAGGACCAGAAAGAAGCUAAUCAAUCUGCAAAUGGCAAGGAUAUAGAUGAAAAGGAAGAUAUCUUGCAUCAAAUCAGAACCAAAUCAUUCACUCUGAGACGCACCGCAACAGCAAAGCCUACUCUCUUCUCGGGCCCCCCUGCGAGCAACAAAGUCAGUGCUAUUUUGGAGAAAGCAAAUGCAAUCCGCCAGGCUGUUGCGAGUGAUGAUGGGGAAGAUGAUGAUACUUGGAGUGACACUUGAUUAAUAAGUCGUUGUGCAAGUUUGUCAGAAACAAAUUCUCUUAUUCCUGAAUUACUGAAGCUGUUGGGUUGAUCACUUCGAAAAUAUGUUGAUAAUUGGACGCACUUUAUCAUCUCAGAAGCUGUGCAGGUUCAUAAGAAGAAAUUCUCUUGUGAUUUUGAGUUGGUGAAGCUGGAGUGAUGUCAUAUUAUCAUGUUAUGUACAAGUGAAUAACCCCAGUUUCAUCGUGUAAUUAAUUUCUAGCGGUUUUUUUGUAGUGCAUAUUGCGGAUAUUUGCAGUAAUUUUGUAGUUAGGAUUGAAUGUAUAAAUCAUGGGAUAGGCUGCUAGGUCUCUUAUGAUGUAUCUUUCUUCCUCGGACAUUGAUUAUUCAAUGCAUGAUGCCAGAAUAAGAGAGCUCCAAAAGGUUAGGUUUCCUACAUUUUAUCA
Messenger RNA from Populus euphratica (Euphrates poplar), 4141 nucleotides. RefSeq names its product SCAR family protein (gene WAVE2). Gene Ontology annotation, biological process: positive regulation of Arp2/3 complex-mediated actin nucleation; actin cytoskeleton organization. Bases 394 to 3714 code for a protein of 1106 amino acids. The transcript has 9 exons. The record is from RefSeq and is a predicted model, not a curated record. Gene Ontology annotation, cellular component: cytoskeleton. Gene Ontology annotation, molecular function: protein kinase A regulatory subunit binding; Arp2/3 complex binding. Lineage: Eukaryota; Viridiplantae; Streptophyta; Magnoliopsida; Malpighiales; Salicaceae.